UAAACAACCACUGGCAAAUAUGAGUGAUAGUCCAGAGAGAUCUCUCCCCUUUGCGGACGCCGCGACUAUAGUUAGGGCGCAUCAGAAGGAUGCAUACUUUGAAACGUCAUUCCAAACACAACUUCAGGAAGUCUUGCAUAUAUUCAAAGGAUCAAGAUUUGUAAAUACACAUCCGGAAGAAAUCACCGUUGCCUCGAAGGCCAUUUACUUGGCAUUGACCACUCUUAUAGGGGCUAGAACCUUGGGUGAAGAGUAUGUGGACCUUAUAUAUGUCAACCGGAAAGGUAAUCGGUUCCCACGACUCUUGGGCCGGUUGGGAUUCCUACUUUCGUAUGCAGUUCUUCCAUAUCUUGUGACGAGGUUCAUCCGAAGAAUCCGUCCAAAUGUUGGAGAGGAACAACACGAACAACAAGAUAAAUUAAGUACUUGGGGUAAACUUACAAACUUUUUAACGUCAUACCCUAAAGUAUUGGAUACUCUUUUAAACUUACAUAUAGCCAUUUUUUAUUUCCAGGGAGAAUUUUAUUCAUUAUCGAAAAGAAUAUUUGGUUUAAGGUAUGCCUUUGGACAUAAUAAGGACAGAGCAAAGUUACAAUCUGCUACUGGUAACUAUUCAUUCCUUGGGGCAUUGAUUUUACUUCAAUUUAUGGUAAAAUCAUUAUUUAAAUUCAAAAGUUAUACUGAUGAAAAGAAACGAACUAAGAAGGAGAAGGAACUACAAUUGAAGGGGGAAGGUAAAGAAAAUGAAGUAAUUGAUAGAACGAAAAUCUCUGAAAUUCAAACUUUAGAUAAAUUUAAUCAAGAAUUAACUUCCAGUUCAAAAAAGCUGUUGGUUACUUCUGCCGUGAUUGAUUUAACAAAUAGUGAAGAAUUACCAUAUCUCCCUGAAAAUUCAAGGUCUUGUAUGUUGUGUUUAUCACCCAUGGUGAAUCCUUCUGCAGCUGUGUGUGGGCAUCUUUUCUGUUGGGAAUGUAUUGUUGAUUGGGUUAGGGAACAUCCAGAAUGCCCAUUAUGUCGUCAACAAUGUUUGGAACAGAAUUUAUUACCGUUACGCUAAAUAAGAAAAAAAUAUAUUGCUUCUUUGAACUGCCAAUUCUAUGGCAUGAAAGAAGUUGAUUAUAUAAGAUGAUAUGAAUCUUCAGAAGAUGUAUAAGGUAACUUUUUGAAGGUACUAAUUAAUAGAGUAUUAUCUGGAGAUCUUUAUAUUUUAUUAGUCGAGUGGAUAGGUUAUAUCAAUAAUGAUGACAUGAAAUAC
[Candida] anglica is the source of this 1255-nucleotide messenger RNA. Lineage: Eukaryota; Fungi; Ascomycota; Pichiomycetes; Serinales; Debaryomycetaceae. The record is from the annotation of a GenBank genome assembly.